AUGAAAGUAAAGGCACUCAUUCUUGUUGGUGGAUACGGAACAAGACUCAGACCACUCACCUUCUCUACUGCUAAGCCUUUGAUUCACUUUGCCAAUAAACCAAUUGUUGUCCAUCAAAUUGAAGCUUUAAAGAAGGCUGGAUGUACAGAAAUUGUUCUUGCUGUAAAUUAUAAGCCACAAGAAAUGAUUGAUGCUAUGAAGAAGUACGAAGAAAAGUAUCAAGUUAAGAUUACCUAUUCUGUAGAAAAUGAACCAUUAGGUACAGCUGGACCUUUGGCCCUUGCCAGGGAUAUUCUCGGUGCAGAUGAAACUGAAUACUUCUUUGUUUUAAAUUCUGAUGUUAUUUGUGAAUAUUCAUUGGAUGAACUUUUGGAAUAUCAUAAAAAUCAUGGAAAGGAAGGAACCAUUAUGGUAACUAAAGUUGAUGAUCCAAGUAAAUAUGGUGUAGUUGUUACACAAGAUGGAAAACAAGGUGAAAUUGAAAAAUUUGUUGAGAAACCAAAGACUUUCGUUGGCGACAGAAUCAACGCUGGUAUUUAUGUUUUUAGCACAAAAGUUUUGGAAAGAAUUGAAUUGAGACCAACCAGUAUUGAAAGAGAAAUCUUCCCAUUGAUGGCCAGGGAUAAGGAAUUAUAUGCAAUGGAUUUAAAGGGUUUCUGGAUGGAUAUUGGUCAACCAAAGGAUUACAUUACUGGUAUGUGCAUGUAUCUGUCAAGUGACAAACAUUUGAGAGAAAAUUCUCAACAUUUUGCUAAGAAUCCUGAGGAUGGAUCCUACAAGAUCAUCAAUGAAUCAACAGUUCUAUUGGGAGAAAAUGUCAAGAUUGGUAGAGGAGCUGUAAUUGGACCUAAUGUUGUUCUUGGUGAUAAUGUUACUAUUGGAGAAGGUGCUAGAGUUACUAGAUCAACAAUCUUUGAAUCAGCUCAUGUAAAGGAACAUGCUCUUGUAAAAUCUUCAAUCAUUGGUUGGAAAUCUUCGGUCGGUAAAUGGUCCAGAAUUGCUAAUGAUACAGUUUUGGGCGAGGAUACUCACGUUUCUGAUGAAGUCUUUGUGAACAACGUUAAGGUUUUGCCUCACAAGACUGUUGGUGAAGAUAUUUUGGAACCAGGUCAAAUUGUUAUGUAA
Molecule: messenger RNA, 1125 nt
Organism: Naegleria gruberi
Lineage: Eukaryota; Heterolobosea; Eutetramitea; Acrasida; Naegleriidae
Exons: 2
Coding region: 1-1125 (374 amino acids)
Biological process (GO): cell wall mannoprotein biosynthetic process; GDP-mannose biosynthetic process
Cellular component (GO): cytoplasm
Molecular function (GO): GTP binding; mannose-1-phosphate guanylyltransferase (GTP) activity
Source: RefSeq, a predicted model, not a curated record